UAGCGGUCCUGCCGACCGAAGGAAGCAUUUCCCUCCCUGUAUCGAAUAAAUCUAAAGAUCAAUGAUCACCAUUGAUCUAAGAAAGACCAUUUAUUUCCUCAUGGUGCUCCACGCAAUUAGUGGAUUACAUCACAUGUGGAUUUCACGGUCAUGUUUAUAGACCAACGCCGGUUAACCAAGAAACAAGCGAUGCAAGCAGAGAGAAUGCUUACUGCUUGUUGCUGGUUGACCUGGUGAUAUAACGUUCUCGCUCCAAUGCCGGAGAAAUGUUUUUUUCUUUUAAUUUUUGUUUGUCGCCCGGCAGCGCUGACUGAACCCCAACAAGGUCUCAGUCACGCGGCCGAACUAAUGAAGCCAGAGUGGACGACGCCCGUUUUGGCUUUUCUCUUUUCUCUUAUUUCUUUUCAGAUCGGGAGAAUGAGUUCUUGCGACGGCAAGUUAAAAGACCCGCGAUUGACGCCGGGGCGGGGUUGUAUUGUUGUGUGGAUCGUCGGCUGCCCGGUUCGUCUGUUCGCGGUGACGGUUGUUGUGGGUUCGUUGGAGAAGUCCGGGUGUCCGUUUGUCGUCGGUGUCGUCGACGUUAGUGUGCCGUGUGGUUGCGAGAAAGUGUUAGAAAGUAAGUCCCAUUAUUUAGAAAAAUAAACAAUAAGUAGUAAUAAUCGUAGAGUUAGUUUUUCCGAAAAAGGAAGAAUAGAAAGAAAGCCAAUCCAGUGCCGCGACUUUCGACACGUCUACAUUCUGGUGACAGCGCAAAAGCGCUAAACAAGUGCAGGCACGCCGUUUGUGAUUGGAAAGUGAAAAAGAAUAAAAUCCUAUUGAAGUAUCUAAGACCCAGCUGGUUACUACAGAAGAAAUCGUGUAAGUGUUGCGCAGAAAACUAUUAGGCGAAACAGUGUGAAUCAUUCAGUUGAGUAGAACUCUUGAACCGUGCACAGUUUGAGUGUGAUGCUGAUCUCGGAUUCCUUUUAACGAAAAUUGUCGUGUUACUCAUCGAGUCAAAACUGAGAAGAAGUUGGACCCACUGGAUACUACUGAGUCGCACAUUUGCAAACCGCUUGCAAAUCGAUCACUGCCAGAUCAUUUCCUACAAGAGGAACUACGUAUCUUCAUCGGACCCAGCAAUAUGAUGCCGAAUAAUGGGUAAGUCGAAUCAAUAUUUUUUUUAAUUGAGUGAUUUUAAGUGCAGUGCGUAUGUGUAUAUGAUUUUGGUUCUCUUAGCACAAAAUGAAAGUUACAACAUUCUAAUAGAAUGCUAUUAUUGUAUCCUUUUUAUUUGAGUUUGAGAAAGGCAAGUAACAAAAAAUUGCACGUAAAUAAAUCCUUUUUUUUAUAAUUAUAUUUGUUGGCUUUUUCACAUGAACUCUUGAUCAAAUUGAAGAUUAUGAACUAUGAAUAUUGCAAUCUUUGGAAUGCUUGAACAUUUUAUGGCAGUUUCGUUUCUCAAGAUCAUGUUAGUAAAGCAUGUAGAAAAGAUAUUGCAAAAUUAAUAAGAAAAAUUUAAUCUGAUUUAAUCAUGUCGUUAUAGAGGAACGAAUCUAUCAAAAAUCUAUCAACAAUUUAUUUCCCGGUUGGUUUCUCCUACUAUUUUAACGGAUUUGGAAUGAACAUGGGUGUGAUUAGAAACAAACAUAGGUUGCUGGAGAUGAGAGCAAAGAUCGUGUUACUGCGACAAACACGGCCAAACCCUAUCGGUAAAACUUUAUUUUUCGCGCUUUUCGAUUAUUGCUUUUAUGGAUGGCCAUGUGAUGAUAUUAGGAGUGUUGAUGGCACGGCUUGAUUUAUGGAUGAUAUUAAUUGAUAUCUAUUGAUAUUAAUUGAAUAAUUUGCUGAAGGAAAAAUUAAACAUGAAGAAACACGACGGGAAAAUAGUUUUGUUUUAUUCUAUAGUUCUCUCGUAAUUGAUUAUGGAUUUUGCACUUGCGUGGAGUAAGUAACUGUCACAAAAUUAAUGACCACAGAUAACUCAUUUAUAGAAGUAGCACUCUCAAUAGCUUCCUCAAAAAAAAAAUGGCGUUUCCUAGGUAUUCCCAACGGGAUAGAUUCUUCCGGGAGUCGCGAGACAGGCUCGAGAGAGAGUAUGAGGAAGAGAGAGAGUAUGAGCCACGAGGCAACAAUAACAACAACAAUUACAACCGCAACAACAACAAUUACAACCAGAACAACAACAAUUACAACCGCAACAACAACAAUUACAACCGCAACAACAACAAUUACAACCACAACAACAACAAUUACAACCAGAACAACAACAAUUACAACCACAACAAUGGUUAUAAUCAACAUAACAACAAUAGCGAUGCUGUUAAAAGUAAUAAGGCAGCAAUGGAAGCAGAGAAAUAUAAGGAAUUAUGGGAGGAAUCAGAAGAAUCAAAAGCUCGAUUAGAAAAACUGUUUCAACGUGACAUAAAAGAACUUUAUGAAGAUAGGCGGGAUGCUGCUAACGAUAUGGCUGCAAAAGAAAAGAAAUUUGUUAACAAGUUGAAAGCUUUGGAAGCUAAGCUGAGCAAUGAGAAAAUAUUGAAUGAAACAUUAAGCCAGGAAGUCACUAUGCUGAAGAUGCGAGAGGAAGUGCAUGCUUUAUUGGUUGCUGAGAACAAAACGGCAAUUAAUUCCGAAUUGGAAAGUAAAGAAAGUGAAGUACGCGAAAUGAAGGUGCAACUCGAAAGCAAUAAGAAGAAUAUGGAAGAAGCGUUGAUAAACAGAGAUAUCUUAAGGAAUGAAGUAAACGAUCUGCAGGACAAACUGGCGGCCACUGAGGAAAAAGUGAAGCAUCUUGACAGUACGAUAACCUUGACGGUAACUACUUGCAAUAAACAAAAGAACGAAUUGAAGUCAAAGUUUGUGGAAUUCGAGCAAAAGACUUUGGAUUUGGAAAAGGAGAACCAUAAUAUGAAAACAGUUAUUAUUAGUUUAGAGCAAGAGAAAAGUGACAUUUCUUCAAAGUUUGUGGGAUUCGAACGAAAGAUUUUGGAUCUGGAAAUGAAGAACCUUCGUAUGAAGACGGUUAUUAUCAAUUUAGAGCAAGAGAAUAAUGACCAAACUUCAAAGUUAAUGGAUUUCGAGCGAAAUAUUGUGGAUCUGGAAAAAGAAAACCAUCGUAUAAAAACGGUUAUCAUCGAGCUAGAGCAACAGAAGAGCGACCUCAGUAAAAACUUGGCAGAAUCUACUGAUAAAUAUGAAAAGCUACUAAACGAAAAGGAUACGUUAUCAACUAAAGUUCAAGAACUAGAAACAAAGAACACAAAGCUAAUCGAACAGGAAGACGAGAUUAUUAGACUGAAGAAAACGAUUUCUCUCGAUAAUGAGCGCCUAAUUGAGGUCACAAAGGCUCUAGAUGCUGCUAAGGAAGCACACGAAAAAGCUCGGGCGAGCAAUGAAGCCAGUCUGAAACAAGUUUUUCACCAGAAUAAUCAUCUCACUUCCGAGUUGAAGCAGUUCAAGGAAAAGCUAGAGAAAAUCAACUCAAAGAUCAAGAAAAUAACGGAAGAGAAAGGAAGCCUCAAGUCGCGAAACGAACAGUUGCAAUCGGACAUCAAGAACUGCAAGCAGGAAAUGAACAGCCUGCUACAACAAAAAGUAUCCCUCGCGGAAGAAAUUCGGAAAAUGAAAAUUAUCAACGAAAACUCCGAAUCCGAUGCUUUGGAGACUUUGCAGGAGUCUAUGAGGACUAGUUUAGCUCAAACCGAAGAGCGCCUCCGGGAAACUACCUGCGAUUUGAAUCAAGUGAUAGAGAUAAAAUCGGAAGAAAGCAGAAAGCUAAGUGAAGAACGCGAUGAAGUGGUGGAGAAGCUGGAUGCCGUUCAAAAGGAAAAUGAAGAUUUGACUACAGAAACAACGACUCCCAAAGGCAAAGUAGAAACGCUGCGAAACGAAAAGAAGGACUUGGAAAAGACCCUCGAACGAGAAAUUCGAGAAAAGACAGAACUGAAAGCGCAAGUUACCAACAUUCUGCAAGAGAUCGGUCGAUUGGAGGAGCAGCUAAAAGAUGUUAAGAACCCCCAUUCGGCUAUUCUGAACAAGAAACAAACAUUGAAAAAAAAGAUUGAACGAUUACAGCGUCAGCACUCGGAAGCCAAAAGCAAAGCAGACAAGGAAAACACCCAUAAAUGGCAGACAAAGAUCAAGGAAAGCGAAACCAAGUUGCAGCAAGUCGAAUGUGAGAACUCUCAGGAAAAGGAGAAGCUAUGUGUGCUAGAUAACAACAAUUGUUUAACCAAAGAGGAAGCAACUACUACGAGUCUCGCAAAACGGAAAUACUUUGAACCACUGGGCAAUCUUUUAAACGAGAUAGAUUUACUACGAGAUUGUGUCUUUUCGGAAAACUUUGAGUGCCUAACGGAACUCCUGUGGGAUGACCACGGUUGAUUUGAACCAAAAACAACAUUUAUCAACAAUAAAUAUUUUUUUUCUCGUUUACAACAAUUGUAAAUACCCAUACUGACAAAGGAGAGCCAAUCAUUCCUCAUGUUAAAAUAUUGUCGAUGAUAUUGACUAAUUUACACUCAUAAUCAAAUCAUUAAGGAUUAUGAAAAAUAUAUAUAUAGGAAUAGAUUAUACAACUUAGUUGAUCAAAUUUAAAUAAAAAUAAAGAGUGACUACAUGAUACCAAACACAUUACCAAUUACAGCAAGAGCGAUUGAUAUGAAUAAUAUCAGUGUAAAUAUAAACGAAGAUCAAGUUCAUCUGUCACCGCUCAGGAAAAAGUGGUAAAUUAAAUUAAUGAAAAUUGAGAGGAAUUUCAUACCCUCAAUAAAUACAAAAUGAAAAUUAAAAGUGAAAUGGAGAGGAAUUUCAUACCCUCUAUAAUUAUAAAAUGAAAAUUUAAUUGAAAUGAGAGGAAUUUCAUAACCUCUAUAAAAAUAAGUGAACAUUUUUCAGAAAAAGGAGGAAAUUCAUACCCUCGAUAACAAUAAAAUGAAAAAUUAAAGCAAAAUAGAGAGGAAUUUCAUACCCUCUAUAAAAAAUUAAAUGAAAAUUAAGGUAACUGAUAAACUAUGAGCCUACAGCUAAUUUAUAACAAUGAAUGCGUCCGUCAAACUCAGUUUUUGAAUGUACCGAAGGGCUGGAAAACCAGAGUAACUAUUCUGUAAGGGCCAUAGAUAUCAAAGAACAAAGAGAAAUAAAUGAUUAAGGAGAAGAAAACACACCCUCCAGGAAUACAGAAAAUACAAGGAAAUAAUUGAAGAAAAAUAAUAAAGAAGAGGAAUACACACCCUUCAAUAACAUAAUAAACGGAAAAUAUGAACGAAAGGAGAGAAGAUUUAGGAGAGGAACACGUACCCUCCAAUGAUUUAAUAGUACAGAAACUAAAACGAGAGCAAAAUUAAGCGUUUAAAAAAAACGAAUAUGAAAACUUAAGAGAAUCAAGAGAGGAUUUACAAAAGCCAUCUGAAAAUUUAAAUGAAAUUAUGAGAAAAUAUAAAACACAGAAAGGAGACAAAGCAAAUGUAUACAAAUUUUGACGAAAGAGGAAAUCCAAAACCUCUAUGAAAUAAUGAAAUAUUAAGAGAAAUUAGAGGAACCCAUAUCCUCUGUAAAAAUAAUAUGGAAUGAUAUUUACAACGUGGUUUUAUACACAAGCUAAUCAAGAGAAAUGGAGUAUACUUACAGGCCCAACCUACAACCUCAAAAGGGAAAGGGGUGGAGCAAUGCCGGCAGCCAAGGACUUGCCACAACAAACGGAAAAGGACGAAAAAGUAAGGUACCUAGAGACUCGGUGAGUUCAUUUUAUUUUUAAGCUUUUGCGGAUAUGCAAGAAAGAUAAAUAGAUUAUUGCCUUGCAUCCCUGCAACAUUAUGAUGUAGUAUGUAAGUUUGUUGUUUUUUGUUUUUUCUCCGGCAGCGUCUCGAAAAAAAAAAUUUUUUUUAUUCAUAUAGUGAAAUCCAGAUUUGAUGGAAUAUAAAAUGCAAAUUGUUUUUGGUUGACAGAAAUGAUCUUCUGAAGAUGUUUCAAUUGUGAUCAAUUGGUUUUUUUUUCCUUACUUUCAAGUUUGUCACAUAAUUUGCCGAAGGCAUAAGGCUAAUGAAGUAGGCCAAUUCAUGAUGAAAUAUUUGAAUAAUAUUACAUUACACAUGUAUUAAGUUUAUUACAUUAUUAU
Molecule: messenger RNA, 6097 nt
Organism: Aedes albopictus (Asian tiger mosquito)
Lineage: Eukaryota; Metazoa; Arthropoda; Insecta; Diptera; Culicidae
Product: myb-like protein W
Exons: 1
Coding region: 2008-4365 (785 amino acids)
Source: RefSeq, a predicted model, not a curated record